Messenger RNA from Papilio polytes (common Mormon), 3541 nucleotides. RefSeq names its product structural maintenance of chromosomes protein 6 (gene SMC6). The transcript is spliced from 13 exons. Lineage: Eukaryota; Metazoa; Arthropoda; Insecta; Lepidoptera; Papilionidae. Gene Ontology annotation, molecular function: single-stranded DNA binding; damaged DNA binding; ATP hydrolysis activity. The record is from RefSeq and is a predicted model, not a curated record. Gene Ontology annotation, cellular component: nucleus; Smc5-Smc6 complex; site of double-strand break. Gene Ontology annotation, biological process: double-strand break repair via homologous recombination.
UUAACGUUAAAAGCGUAAAACAGUUUGUUUAUCUUUAUCUUAUUCAAGUUUGUUAUUGAUUAACAAUACAGUUUUAUACAAUUUUAUGAAUUUAUAUUCACUAGAGAUUGAAACUAUAUUUCAAAUAGUAACUUGAAAUUAUAUAAAAUAUAAAAAAGGUUUUGGUUAAAAUACCGAACAUGGUUAAAAGUUGAUUUUAAUACUGCAAGUUAAAAAAUAUGGACGAAGAUGCAGUAGAUGAUGUUGAUGGUUCAAUUCAUAGUAUACACGUUCGUAACUUCUUCUGUCACGAGAAUUUGGAAAUAAAUUUAAACAGAAACGUGAACUUUAUUGUUGGUCGUAAUGGUAGUGGCAAAAGUGCUAUUCUUACGGCUUUAGUUGUCGGCUUAGGAGGUAGAGCGUCAGCUACAAAUCGUGGGAACAACUUGCAUUCAUUUAUCAAGAAAGGUUGCAAUUCAGCCACAGUAGAAAUAAAAAUUAAGAACAGCAGUCCAAAAGCCUACAAGCACAACAUAUAUGGGGAUUAUAUUACUAUAGUUAGGAAUAUAAAUGCAUCAGGUGGCUCUAGCUACAAAGUUAAAUCUGCCACAGGGGAAAUAAUUUCAACUAAAUUUGAAGAAGUAAACGCUAUAAUACUAGCUCACGAUAUUCAAGUGGACAAUCCCAUUUCUGUGCUCAAUCAGGAUGAUGCGCGCAGCUUCCAUGCCUCAGAUGCUAAAAAGAUAUACUCUUUGUUCCGUAAAGCAACAAAUCUCGAUCAAACUGAAGGGAAUUACUUGAGAUCGCUUGAAAACUGCAAAAAGGCUGUCUCUAUCUGGAAUAGGAAAAAUGAUGCCUGUGCAGAAUUGGAAAAAGAAUACCAAAAAUGGAAAACAAGCUAUGAACAGAUGCAAUCACGUGACGAGAUUGAGGCACAAAAGCAGGCUUUGCAAAAUGAAUAUUACUGGAGUGAGGUGGCGGAACUUGAACGAGAGGUGGAUAACAUCCAGACACAGCAUGACAAACAGAAUGAGAAAUGUGAAAGGCUAUUGGCAUCCUUGCGGAGGAUGGAGGAAGAGGUUGGAGGCGAAAGUAGUGUAAUUGCUACAUUGAAAAGUCAAUUAGAAGAGAAGACAAAGAAGAGGUCAGCAUUGGAGACAGAGGUGGAGCAGGCGGAGGGCGAGGUGCGCGCGCUGCAGGCCGCCUGGCGCGCGGACCAGCUCGCCAACGCCAAGCUCUACAAGCUGCUGGACAGGGAGCGAACCAAGGUUACCGACUUGGAGAGAGAAAUGAGGGAGAAUUUCCACUGCCCCUCCAUUCAUCUAAAAUUUCACACUUAUAUUAUUAUUGUUUUCUAUGUCUUUUUGGUUUUGGAUAUCAAUAAUUGGAAUUUUUCUAUACAGAUGGAAGAAUUAAAUGUGUCAAAGGAGAAAUUAAAGACACUGAACGAGCAGGCGGAGGCGUGCGCCGCCAAGGAGGCGGAGUUCAAACAGAAGAUACAAGAACAGCAGGAGAUAUUGAGCACUGUGAAACCCAAGCUGGAGGAGGUGACCGCAGCCUGUCGAAAUCUCGCUGAGGAGAUAGAGGAGGAGGAGCUGAAGGUGGAGCGCGGCGCGGCGGAGCGGCGCGGCGUGGCGCAGCGCGCGCGCGACAACCAGGACAAGCUGGAGCGCGUCGCCGCCGUGCUGCGCGAGCGCCGCGCCGAACUAGACAACAAGGCGCAGCUCGCCACCAACAUAUGCCCCAGGACUGAACAGACCAGAGACAAGGCGAUCCUGGUGAACGAGCUGAAGAAGGUGCAGCUGAAGCUGCGGUCCAUCCGCAUUUUUAUGAUAAAAAUAGUUGUUUUAUAGAUAAAGGCGACGACGAACAAACAUUUGAAAAUGUGUCACAAAGUGCAGUCUCUGAUAGCGCGGCGUGUGCAGCACUGCUUCCAGUCUAUACUUACGCUGAGAGGGUACUCGGGUCAGCUGGAGAUCGACUACGCGAACGAGUCGCUGCGCAUAACGUGCGCGGGGCGUGUGUUAUUGUAUGUACAGGACAACGUGAACCGCAAGGUGGUGCUGGAGCUGCUGGUGGCGCACGCGCGGCGCUCCGCCGGCAGGCAGUUCGUGUUCCUCACGCCGCAGGACGCCUCCGCCGUCACCGCCUCGCCCCACCUCACCAUACACAUGAUGCCAGACCCACGACCGUAGCUCAAAGUCGAAACAAUGAAUGUUAUUUUAUUUUACAACUGUAAUUGUAUAGUUUGAAUAAAAAUCUUUAAUUAAGUCAUCAACACAGUUUUAUUUAAUACAAGACACCCGUGGCGACAUGACGCGUUAGUGCGGGUGUCCGCGCGAGCAGGCCGCGCCGCACCUGAGAUCACGCACUAUACGGAAUACACUGUACAACUUACAAGUACUUGUUACCUUCAAAUAAAUUGAUAUAAAAAUAACUUAUAUUUACUAAGCGACCUAACUAAUGGUUAUAUUAUUUUCUGAUAUAUAUAAAGUAACAAAAUCCAUUUCUAAGUCUUAUUUAUAAGGUGGGCGUACACCUUCACGUAUAAGCGUAAUCGUUCAACUUACAUUUAAUGUUUCAAUUCACUACAUGUGAACCCAACGCCUGUGACGUCAUCCCAACGUGACGUCAGAGUCCACUCAACUUACAACUAUUGCAAACUUUACAAUUUUUAUAGAACUUCCACAUAACUAAACUUUUCUCUAAUGAAAACUGCACAUGUGAUUUAGCGAAAAUAAAAAGCAUUUUGUUCUUUGGAAUACAGAGUAUAUGAAAAUAAAUAAAACACUAAGGGGAGAUUCCAACGCGUCCGUCGGCGAGACGAGAUGCCUUUAGCAUGCUUCAAAAAACUUGUACAGACAAAAUAAAUAUAAAACGAUAAGGACCGGAGCUCAGAUCAGUCAAAAAAAAAAAUCUAAAGAAGAAUAACAUUAUCUACAAGAAAGACAUGCAAAUCGAUUCACUAAUAGUUGAAUUUGAAUCAUUUUAAAUACACAGAAACUUAAGAGAAUUCUUAAAAUAUGCCUUAGUUCAACUCUAAAUCACUUCUGCAGUUAGCAUUUUUAAAGAGCAAAGAUCUCAACAACUUGUACAUAACUUAAAUUUAAUAUAUUACAUAGUAAUGAUGCAGUUACUUAAAAUACAUCACAAACACAAGGAUAACCGUUUAAACAAAAAAAAAUCUUACUGGAUCACUCGACUUGCGAACAAAAUAAAUAAAUAUUACAUACAAAAAACAAGUUUAGUGAUUUUUUUAAACGGUUUUAAUCUUCUGAUUGUACUUAACAUGCACGAAUUUUAGAUACAGAAUAAAUUUAUUAUACGCCAUUAGGCACUCUUUGGCUAGAUAGAGCUUCGCAAAUUUACUUUUUUUAACUAAUAAAAUCAAAGAUUUUUAAAUAAUUUUACUUAUACCAGAGAGAUUAAGAAUAUAUAUAGAGUAGGCAUAGUUCAAAAACAUUUUUGACAUAAUAUCACUAAAGCUGGUAUCCGAUAAUCAAGAUAACAAACAAAUAAUUCAAAUACUGAGAAGCAUCUCGGCCUGUCUAAGACAUUGAGA